UCUCCGCCUACCAUGGAUGAGGUGCAGAUCGCGAAGCAAGGGUGUAUGAGAUGUGGCAACAACGACAAUGCUCUUGAUGACCAUUCUGUUCUUAACGCUUCUUGUAAUCUAGAAAGUAGAGAGGAGAAACUGAAUCUGAAGGUGAUAGGGGUAGGGCUUUGCAGAACUGGCACAUACUCUUUGAGAGGGGUUCUCAAUAUGUUAGGGUUUCCCUGUUACCACUAUAGCGAAAUGAGAAAGAAUAAUCAAAUCAACCUAUGGCUCGAUAUUUUAUCUGGAAAGUCAGAAGAUUGGAAGAGUGCAUUUAGUGGGUACAUGGCAACAGUGGACUUCCCAUCUAUUACAGUGUAUCGUAAAUUGAUGGAAUUGUGUCCUGAGGCAAAGAUAAUCCUUACUGUGCGUGACACCCAAACGUGGUAUGAAAGUGUAAAAGACACUGUUUAUCGUGCUUACAAUACACCUGGUGAUCAAUCUCCAUCACAACUAGUCCUGAGUAGGUUGAAAAUGUGGGAAGGUUUGUUUGGGGGGAGGUUCGAAGACAGAGAAUACGCCAUGAGUGUGUAUGAAGCGCAUGUAGAAUCUGUGAAGAAUUAUGUGCCUGCUCAUAAAUUACUUGUAUUCAAUUUAAAGGAGGGCUGGCUUCCUCUCUGUAAUUUCUUGGGUGUUCCUCUGCCUCCGGCUGAUACACCUUUUCCUCACUUGAAUAAAACAGCACAAUUCAUCGGAUGCCGCUUUAAAGAAGCAUAGUAUCACAGAUGUAGAGAAAGUUUUAGGGGAAUAGAAGUACGGUUUGUGUAGUGCAGUUUCUUGAAUAACAUUUUAAGUGGGACCAAACAUAAUGUGAUGGGCUGCUGCGUUUGUUAAGUAUCAAUUUUCCUCUCGUCUUAGGUUUUUGUUGCAAGGGUGCUUAUAUAGGAUUGCAUUGUGUAAAAAAUGCUUUAUA
Molecule: messenger RNA, 943 nt
Organism: Cryptomeria japonica (Japanese cedar)
Lineage: Eukaryota; Viridiplantae; Streptophyta; Pinopsida; Cupressales; Cupressaceae
Exons: 3
Coding region: 13-747 (244 amino acids)
Source: RefSeq, a predicted model, not a curated record